Molecule: messenger RNA, 5025 nt
Organism: Phycodurus eques (leafy seadragon)
Lineage: Eukaryota; Metazoa; Chordata; Actinopteri; Syngnathiformes; Syngnathidae
Product: zinc finger protein ZFMSA12A-like
Exons: 11
Coding region: 1172-3565 (797 amino acids)
Molecular function (GO): nucleic acid binding
Source: RefSeq, a predicted model, not a curated record
UUCCGGUAUGAUGGCGGCGAAGUCAGACGUUCGUGGAACAUUAAAUGAAGCCCGCUAACUUGUCAGCAUUAUUACGCUCUUGAAAUUACAGACUGUGAGAAGAAGGGAAAAUGGGUUCGUGUCGAUGCAUUUAGUUUUUGUAAUUAUGACAGGAGAGUUUUGUCGCCAUUUGUCGGAUGUAGUAGUUACACAGCUAGCAUGUGUGUCGCGAGUACUCCAUUCCCAUGAAACAAAACCUCAUAAUUCAUCUGGUUGUUUGCAUUCAGUUAGGCAAAUAUCCGAAUUUCUCAUGAUGGGAGUUAUAAGUAAUAACGUUUAUGGAAUUAUGUCUCAUUUUAAUAUGUUUAGUCUUACGUCGCAUUGUUACAAGUUUUCAGCUCGGUUGCAUACUCAGAAUCAUAUUUAUUUUCCAAAAACACACAAGGAAUUUGUCUCCGGUAGUUGGAGCCGCUAUAGUACGACAACAGACAGUCAAUUUACAGAACACUUUGGAGACAGAAAGACAUUGACAAAAAAAAAAAAAAAAAAAAAACAGUCACUGAGAGCAGGUCUCCCCUUGUGUAAGUGAGUCGUGUAAGGUCUCCAAAGACGGACGAAAAACACAAAAACAAUACUAGAGAGCGCGCUACCGAGGCGACCACACUGGUAGGCGCCAUCUUGGUAAGCUAUCCCUGCUAUUAUAUAAAAAAAUACAAAUAAACAAACUAAACAAAAAAACAGCAUAUCCCAAGGUGUUCACCAGGAUAACGAGCAUUUAGCUUGCAUCCAAAUUUAAUAUAUAUAUAUAUAUAUUUUUUUACAAGUCGAUUCUUUUGGUCAGUCCCCACGUGGCUAUGUUAUUUUGAAAAUAGCUUACUCUCAUUGACUGAUGCAAUGUUAUACUUGCUGUGAAAACUGAACAAAAACAGUUAUUUUCAGCUCGGGGGUGCCAAGCAAGGUACUGCCAGGCCCCCUAGGAGAAAUUUAAGGUUUAGUGUCAUGCAAAGGGACAGUUGGAGUCAGGAUUCGAACUGGAUCAUCCACUCUACCAAUUGGGCCACAGCCACCUGGAAAGACUGGGAAUUGAAGCCGAGAACACCAUCUCAACUUUUAAAUACGGGGGCGGCAGCAGCAUGUUGUGGGGUUGUUUGUUACAGGAGCAACUGGUGCACUUCAAAAAAUAAAUGGCAUCAUGAGGAAAGAACAUUAUGUAGAAAUACUGAAGCAACAUCAGAAGACAUCAAACAGGAAGUUAAAGUUUGCGGACAAAUGGGUCUUCCAAAUGGACAAUGACCCGAAGCAUACUGCCAAACUGGUUACAAGUGAGAAGCUUGUAAAUGGAUAUCUGAAACGUUUGACCCAAGUCAUACAGUUUCUGACUGAACAAACCUCCCCACUCUCCUUGUCCUCCCUGCGUCUCCUCGUCCCUCCUCUUCGUCUGCUGACGGCGGCAAUGUGGCAGGUGGCAGAGCAGCAGAGUGUCGAGCAUUAUGGGAUUCUAGAAGAUUUUGUGUCUCUGAUGACGGAGGCAGUUCCCCAGUUGCUGACAGACAAGCAGAGGAGCCUGCUGCUGCUUGCGCUCAGGGUCAAGGUGAGCCUUUACGAUGCUGAGUUGCAAACUGACCACCAAGUCCACCAUAACAGGAUUCAUUCCAUCUCCGUUGCAACGCUCAGAACAGAAUCACAGGUUGUCAAUUGUGAUUCUACUCUAUUGACUCUGACUGAUAAAGUGAGUCCGGUGGAUAGACAGCGUCUCCUGCAGGAUGUGUUCAACCAGACGUUUGACGAGGCUCUCUUGAUGCUUCUCUCUGACUUCCUGGCCAGGCUCGAACAGCUUUUUCCUGUCCCCGACUUCAAACGGACAGCGUCAUUGCUCAGUGCUGCUUCCGCUGGCCUGGGUGACUGUCUCAGUGUGGCUGACAGGGAGGAGCUGAAAAUGCUAUUGACUAAUCAGAGUUGUCAGUUGGGUCAAGUCACUCCUGCAGUUGAUUGUGACACAGAGAAGAUCCUCCACUCUGCUUGGUCCCACCCCCUCAUCACAAAGCUGACCAAUCCUGAGCCUCCUCUCCUCAGCUCACAAGUCCGAUCAGAUUCCCAAACUGACACGGGGAGUGCCGCCCUGGAUGUUGAGGUAACGGUGAUGACGGAAGAUGAAACACAGCGGACUGUGACAGGCCAGAUGCCAUCACCAGCUGAAGCCAAAUCCAAUCUCGGCGCUUUAGCUGUGGCUUCAGUCCCACGUGUGAACCUGGAGGCAGUCAGAGCAAAGGACUCAGACGGAAAUCCAUCAGGACAUGUGUCAGAUCAGCCGGGCUCUGAUGCUAUAUCAAGUGUUUCCCAACAUUCUCAGCGAGUGGCUCACAAAUGUCCCAAGUGUGGGAAACAUUUCAUCUACCGCUCUCAAGUGAUACGUCACCUGCAAGCCAGCAAGUCCUGUGCCUCUGCCUCUGCCACAAGGAUAACAAAGUGCCAGGCUGAUGCGAACACCGGUGAUGAGGACAUCCCCUCUUCAGAAGCCCAACACAAAUACACACGCUCCAGCAGAAGCCAUCUUUGUUUCCAGUGCGAUUGUGUCUUCGGUACCAAAGUCGAGCUGCAGGCGCACCAGCGCAGCCACCGUGCCCGGCCCGUCUUUCGAUGUGGCCAGUGUGACAAGGAGUUCCCUCACCUGUCCACAUUGACCAAUCACAAGCAGACACACAAGGAAAGCAGUUGGUUCAUCUGCAGCCAGUGCGGCAAAGACUUUGGCUCUGCCAAAGAGAGAGACGCCCAUAGCCUGCGGCACCGGCCGUUAAACCUCACCUGCACCGUGUGCUCACAGACGUUCAGCUCGCAGUCGCAGCUGCUGCGGCAUCUACAGACUCACUCGGUGGAGGGUGCUGAGCCGUGCUACCGUUGCCGUUUCUGUGAGCAGACAUUCUCAGGUGUGACUCUGCUUCGUAUCCACCAGCGCUCCCACACGACACGCUCAUACCAGUGCGACAAGUGCAACAAGAUGUACGCCUCGCUCACCGGCCUCCAGUCCCACCGAGCGAGUCACGACACCGACAGUCGCUUCCUGUGCCCUCAGUGCGGUAAAUGUUUCAAGACACAACACGGGUUGGAGGGCCACCUAAGGACGCACAGUGGCGAGCGGCCAUACCGCUGCCCUUACUGUUCCAAAGAUUUCACUGCGCUUGCCGGCCUAAAUGUGCAUGUGCGGCAGCAUACCGGGGAGCGGCCGUACGUAUGCACGUUUUGCGGCAAGGGCUGGCCGUCCGGUGGUGACCUGCAGAAACACAUGAGGGUUCACACAGGUGAGCGGCCGUACACCUGCCAGGAAUGUGGAAAGUCCUUCUCCAACUCCUGUCACCUGAGUGAACAUCGUCGCAUCCACACCGGCGAGAAGCCCUUCUCCUGUCCCGAAUGUGGAAAAUGCUUACGGAGGAAGUUCGACCUGAAGAAACACUUGUUGUGUCACAGCAACAAUCGUCCAUAUGCCUGCGUUUCCUGUCCCAAGAGCUACACUCGCAGGACUCACCUAAACAGACAUCUAUUGACACACAAGCCAACUGGCGGUGAAGCUAUGGCAACUGAUGAAGUUUGACACAGUGUACAUUUUCAUUUACACCUUUUUUAUUUAUUUUUAUUUUGGACUAUGUUGUUUCAAAUUACUAUGCAUACACUGUUUUUGUAAAUUUCCUUAAAUAGUCAAAGCAGUCUACUCUGAAUGUAAUUUUAGUUUUAUCAUCAACCAUAUAUUUUGUGACACCACUGUCACCACAAUGACAACUAUAUAUAUAUAUAUAUAUAUAUAUAUAUAUAUAUAUAUAUAUAUAUAUACACGAAAUAGUUUAACAAAUGAAUUCAUUACGCACAAUUUUGAAGAAAAAAACACUAAUUGAUUGUAAAGACAUUUCUGAAAAAUCUGUCAUUUGCAUAGAGAUCUCUUUGACCCAAAACAACUUUUCCAAUCAAAUUCCAUGUAAAUGGAGCCGCACUUCAAUAUCACCUUAACAACUCCCUCAUCCAUUGAAUUUGUAAGUCGAAUUUGUAAAAGUUUCUGCCUGUAUCUCAUUUGAGGAUGCAAGAUUAGCCUCUCAUGGUCUCUGUUCAGAGGCACACUGGUCUCCAACCCUCAAAGAUCUUCCUUUUUAAUAUGUGCCACAGGUUAUCAGUAAGGUUAAAGUAACGCCCAACCCCCCUUUAUACAACCCCCAGCUUCAAUGAAUUUUCUGCAGUAUUGGUUGGCGCAUCUUCUUGCAUGUGAACCAGUUCAUUGCGGAAGGCACUGUGCCUUUUUAAUACAAUGGCAUUAAAUGGUCAGAAACCUUUACUUAUUUUUUAUUGACUUCAUUUUUCAGAGGACACCAUCAGGCACACUCAAGGGCACUUCCAUCUCACUCCCAAUUAUUCCAGGCCAAAACAUCUCUGCAAAAUCCUUGCUGAUUCUGUACCUCUCCGCCAACCAUUCAGAAAUGCGUUGUCAAUCCCAUGUGCGUUCCUGGCAAGACACGCCCCACUACAACAUGAUUGGCUAGGGUUGGGGCUAAGGCAGUUUAGGAUGUUUUAAGGUUAGGAUUAGGGUGGGUCAGGAUUAGUGGGAUUCAUGUUAAUGCCGCCACACUUAAGUCACAUCUUUUCCCUUCUGGAAGCAGUAGGGCGUGUUCUACCAGGUUACAGCAACCAUUCAUAGUGCAGCAGUGUGUGUCCUAGAACCAGUGAUAUUGCCAGGAAUGUGCCUGGGAUUCCAAAUAAUGCUUCAGAACUUCAUCAGUUGAUCACCCAAACGGCAUUCAUCAGGAAAUAAAGUUUGUGUUCUUGUACAGUAUAUAUAGUGUGUAUAUCAAUGUUCUUCAUUACUUUAUUCGCCAAUACCUUCAUUUAGUGUCCAAUAUAUUGGAUAUUGUUUUUGUUUUUUUCAGCACUCUACCAGCAUUGGCCCUGAAAAUCCUGUAUCAGUCUGUCUCUAGAAUUUGUCUUAUGUAAUUUUACUGUAAUUAAGCUCAUCUAAAAAAAAAUAAUUCUCAAUCCUGAAAUUGAUACCAGUGAUUAAGAAACAAUAAA